Empidonax traillii (willow flycatcher) is the source of this 1113-nucleotide messenger RNA. RefSeq names its product translation initiation factor IF-2-like. The record is from RefSeq and is a predicted model, not a curated record. NCBI's taxonomy places the organism in Eukaryota, Metazoa, Chordata, Aves, Passeriformes, Tyrannidae. The transcript has a single exon. Bases 1 to 1113 code for a protein of 370 amino acids.
AUGAACAUCUGGAUGGUCCCGGUCCCACCGGGGCCGGGGCAGCCGCCAUCCAUCACCCCUGAGGGGCCGGAGCUGCAGAGUCGAGCGGUUUCCCGCUACUGGGAAUGGCAGGGCGAUGCCCGGGAGCGCCGGUUCCAGGCUCAGCCGGGCCGGGUCGUGUCCCCACCCGCCGCAGUCCCGGUGUCGGUGACGUGUCCCGAGCUGCGGCCACCGUUCGCACACAGCACCGGCCAAGGUUCGGCCCGGGACAGAGCCCCGACGGGCAGAGUCCCGGGGCUGCCACGGCCGUACCCGGUGCGGGAGCCGCGGGCUGCCUCGGGGAGACUGGCGGAGCCCCGCGUGGUCCGGUGCCGGAGCCGGGGCCCGGUGGCCGCGCGGUCCCGGCCGGUGCCCCGUCCCCAGCCCGCGGGGCCGCGGGUGCCCCCCCCUCUGCCGGCAGCGACUUUUCCAGUAAAACCGCCGCAGAGAUCCCGGCUUCCCGACAGGCCCGGCCUCCGCGCCGGGGGGGCGCCGGACGCCCUUAACCCUUCCCGGCCCGGCCGGCCCCGCGCUGCCCGCCCGACGGGCGACUGCGGGCCCGGGACCCGGGGCGGUUGCGCCCGCCCGGCCCGGCCCGGCGGCUCGGGGGACCUGCGGGGGACUCUGCCCGCCGAGUCCGGGGCGGCGAUGGCUCCGCUCCCGAGAAACAGGGGCCCGGUGGUCCUGGGGGUCUCGGAGGCUCCAGUGCCGAGGCAGCCUGACCCGCGGCACCGGGAGCCGGUGCGAGAGACCCGACCCCUGCUCCGGGGGGCCUUUCGGCCUCAGCCCCGGCGGGGUCCAGCUGUACCGGGAAGGGCCCUCUUAGCCCCCCGUGACCCCAAACAGAGGGUUUCCCUUCUCAGGGUGCAACUGAACAGGGUCUGGACCCCUCCACAGGGCAGAGGGACCAACCCAAGGGCCAAAGAGCUGGAGAAGCGCUGGGAAAAAAGCCCCUCUGUGCUGUACCCCAGCGCGGGCUGGGGGUGGGCGCUGUGGGGAUGGGGCGGCCGAGGGGUCCCUGGGAGAGCCCAGGUGCUGGGGCAGCUCUGGGGGCACUCUGGGAGAGUGCUGGUGGCAAUGACGGCUCAGGGCUAG